AUGAGUGCCAAAAGUGAACCAUUAGGAGCCGGAGAACGAGUCUAUUUGCACAUUUACGACUACGAAACUAAGAGUGGCUAUCUCCUCCUCGGCUACCAUUCUAAGCCGACCCUUUUCCAAGUGAAUACCGUUGUAGCUGAGGCCGGCAUAUACUUCCCCGACAUCACCAUUUGUAACUACAAUCCUGUUUAUUUAUCCAGGCUGGAAAGAUACAAUAUGUCUUCAAAGGUCUUCUCCUACUUACUUACCUCAUACGAUGACCAUUUUGAUGAUGACGGGAACUCUGAGGGCCAUGCUUUAUUUGAACGAUAUCUAACAGAUUCUCUAGCAACUAAUUUUUCAAUUGCGGAUUUCUUCGAGAAAAUCAGACCAACAUGCGAAGAUAUGAUUCUUUCCUGCUCUUUUGCCGGGGAGAUUAUUGAGAACUGCUGUUCCUUCAGCAACGUUGUCCCGACUGACCUCGGAUACUGUGUAAGAUUCCAGAACUCCAAAUUAAAUAAAACGCAAUAUCUAAGUGGAAGUAGCUAUGGAUGGCAGUUUAUACUUGACGGAAAUAACGCAGAGCAUUCAGAUGGCUACCUGACUUCUGAAAUGGGAUUUCGAGUGCUGGUACAUGAAAUUGGAAAAGAGCAUACUUUAAAAGCCCAUGGUUUGUCGGUACCGCCAGGAGUUACGCUGCACGCAGGAAUAUCUGUCAAAAACAUUUCGCUUCUGCAGAGAAAGGAAUGGGGAUAUUGUCAAAGCGACUGGGAUGCAGAAAUCCAUGGAAUUCCUCUAUCGGGUCACGCGUACACUGCAACACAUUGUGAAUGGAACUGUUUGGCUCGUGAAUGGCUCUCAACUUGUGGAUGUCUACCAAUGAAACUUUUCAAUUUGAACGUUACGAGUGAUUCUACAUAUACAUCUAUAUGCACCCCAUUGGAUCUUCGUACAUGUGCUGACACAGUUUACGCUAAUUCAACAAGUUAUAAUUGUGAUGUCGAAUGCCAGAUAAUAGAAUACGAAAUGCGCAUGAGCUACUCGGAUAUUAUUACCAGCUCAAUUUCACGGAGAUUCGCUCUCUCGGAUGAACAUGUGCGAAAUAACAUAUCUGUGGUGAACCUAUUCUUGCAAAGUAUGACCUACGAACGUCACGAGCAGCAGAAACAAUUACAGACAGCCGAUCUACUCUCGAAUAUUGCUGGAAGUAUGGGACUGUUCUUAGGCAUGAGUACGGUCACACUUUUGGAAAUCUUCAUCUAUCUAUUCAAAUCUGUUUGGGGUACCGUAAAUACCGAGCGCCAAAAGCAGUUCAUGGAAGCAAUGUUGGAAGAGGAGAACGAAAGGCGACAGAGUCUGGUGAUAGUGGAAGAACAGCCACCGGAGCAGCACACAACAAAUAAGGAAGAACACGCAGAAGACACAGGAGGUACUCCUAAAAGACCCUCAAAGAGGGUAUCGCUAGCACCACUUCAUAUUCACAUGGAUAGGAGAAGAAGCAGUUCAGCACUACCUCUCAUCGACCACAACGGUCGCACUCAUCUUGCAGCUUCUCGUCAUAACAUCCUUUCUCCAAGAAAAUCGCUAGUAUCUAAUCGACGUGCCUCGACCAUGGAAACAACCAUAGGCAGUCUUCUUCCAAGCUUCCAUCAUCCGAGAAAGUCUAUUGCGGCGGGUGCGUUGUAUAGGAGAGGAUCCGUAAUAGAAGGAGCCGGAGACAUACUUCCAACGAGACGAGGCAGUAUUGCUGUAGCACCACAUUCCCAUAGAAGACCCUCAACAGUACUGUUGGCAGGACCUUCUGGGCAACUAUUGAAUAUACAGCAAAGCGAUGAUGCAAUCCAUCUAGCAUUGAAUAACCGACGGCGAUCCUCUGUUCAUCCAAAGCAUUUUCUACUCUAG
Molecule: messenger RNA, 1881 nt
Organism: Necator americanus (New World hookworm)
Lineage: Eukaryota; Metazoa; Nematoda; Chromadorea; Rhabditida; Ancylostomatidae
Exons: 16
Coding region: 1-1881 (626 amino acids)
Biological process (GO): sodium ion transmembrane transport
Cellular component (GO): plasma membrane
Molecular function (GO): ligand-gated sodium channel activity
Source: RefSeq, a predicted model, not a curated record